UUACAAAGGUGGAGUGACAUGACAGAUCAGAUAUAUGCAUAAAAGGAAGAUUAAUUUUGUAGUAUAUGAAGAUGUGUUGUAAUAAUAUAGUGAGAGCUUGAAUUUUUUUCAGUAAGCAAGAAGGAAUCAUUGAAAGGUUUUGAAAAGAUUGACAUGAUAUAUAUGCGCAGUAAAAAGGUUUAUCUGACAACAUAUGAAGGGAAAUAUUGCAAUAAUUCAGAGAUUAUUAGGUGAAAAUCCAGAAUCUGUUUUAGGGCAGUAGCAGUAGGAACUGAGAGGGAUGACAUGUACAAGAGAUUUGGGGAAGACAGAACCAAUAGGACUUGGCCACUGGAAAUUAGGAAGAAGGGGGAAAAAAACAUAAUGUCAACAUUUCAGAUAAGGAAUACUAUCAGAAGCAGGACAAUGAUAUAGGUUGAGGCAGGAAAAGUAAAUAACUUUGGUUUUGUUUUAUCUUAAAUAUCAAAUCAGAACCUGCACUUGCUUUUUUCCCAAAGAAAAUUAGAACAAAAUAGUAAUGUGAAAUUUUCUAUUCUCUAAAGUAUUCUCACAUUACAAAUAGGCAUUAGCCAUUUGUCAGGUCGUCUCGAUUUUAAAUGACUGAAACCUCGAUAAAUUUCGGGACAAGUUAAGGGUUCACCCACAGGUGAGUGGCUGUUCUCAAAGCCAGGAAUUCACUCGACUUUGAACGGUUCUGUUUGGGUUGCCGGGAUGCCUCCCAGGACUCCCCAUCCAGCAUGAGGCAGAGGAUGUAGAUAGUGCUGGCCUUCAACCCUCUCCAGGUCUCCAGCCUAAAGCUUGGUAUCAGUGGCUUAAGUGGUCUAAUUUGCAAAGUGGUGAUAGUGAGGGGCGGAGGGAAGGGGGGCAGAUGUAGCAAACACAAGUGUAUGAAUGGGAGAAGGUCCCAAGUGAUUUCCUCGCUGCGGGGUGGGAGAAGUAGGGUCGCUCUCCUGAGGAGAUGAGGGGCACACACAGUCGCUCCCCGCCACCUUCCCUUCCGAGCUCCCCGCAUUGCUAUAACCCAGCAGCAUCGCCCUCCGGCCCACUCCGGGGGGAAAUGCACAGUGCAACCAACCCUCCAACGUGCCUGGGAGACGCCCCCUCGCCCUGCCGCCCGGUUAUUGGCCGCGCGUCUAUGUCACUCGACGUCCUAGUUUGCCAUCCCUUCCUGGGCAGAGGAAGACGGGCGGGGUAGGUUGUGCGCGCCUCUCUCCAGCUCUGGCAGCUGUGCCUUUGCAGCAGGCUCGGGGAGGGUAGUGAGAGAGAGGGCGGGGGAAGAGGGAAAGGAAGCGGGAGCUGGGCACUCUGCGGGCGAGGCGCUGGCCGCUCCAUGCGGGGAGGGACGCAGCCGGGCAGGCCAGGGCUGGGGGGCUGCGGCCGGCGCCGAGGGCAGCCAAGGAGGACCUGCCCGGCUGGCUGCCCCACGCCAUGCCCCACCUCGCCCAGGCGAGGCAGCGGGCGGGGAAGGAUGCGCCGCCGUCCACUGCAGUUUGCAGCCCAGCUUUCCCUCUUGCAGCCCAUACCCUGAAGCAGAAAGUUUGGGGACUGGGGUCUUCCAUCCUUCUUCCCCUCCAAUGACUUUGCCCAAGGACUUCUGCUGCCCAGUCCUUACCGUGACCUGGCAUCUGGUACCCAGAUCAGAAUGAAUUGUUCCAGGCAGUUACCAAGGUUCCCCUACUCUUUCAGCACCCCCUUCUUUUUCCUUUAAAUUUCAAUUUUUCAUCUUUUGGUUUUUUUUUUUUAAUUCGCUGCUCCUUUUCUGGGUGGGAAGGAAAGAGAACAGUUCUCCCUUAAGAAGGCAGCGCUGAAAGGGAUAGAUCCCCAAACCGACCCAUAUUCACCAUGAAGAGGUGCAAGUCUGAUGAACUGCAGCAACAGCGGGAGGAGGAUGGAGCCGGGCUGGAAGAUGCUGCUUGCCACCUGCCGGGCCCGGACUUGAAACCUGGAGAGGUCAUGAGUGCAAAUCCUGCCGUGGCUCCAGCGACUCCAGAUGUGGGUGUUGCCAUGGCCCCCAACCCUGGUCCUCGAAGCAAGCCUCCGGAUUUAAAGAAAAUCCAGCAGCUUUCUGAGGGAUCCAUGUUUGGCCACGGUCUGAAGCAUCUGUUCCACAGUCGAAGGCGGUCCCGGGAACGGGAGCAGCAGCAGCAGCAGCAGCAAACAUCUCAGGACUCCCAGCAGCAGCAGCACGGCAUGUCAGACCAUGACUCCCCGGACGAGAAAGAGCGCUCCCCAGAGAUGCACCGUGUCUCCUACGCCAUGUCCCUGCACGACCUGCCUGCUCGGCCCACUGCCUUCAACCGUGUAUUGCAGCAGAUCCGCUCCCGCCCCUCCAUUAAGAGGGGGGCCAGUCUACACAGCAGCAGCGGGGGCAGUGGAGGGGGUGGUGGUGGCAGUAGCAGCAGCCGCAGAACCAAGAGCAGCUCCCUGGAGCCCCAGCGGGGCAGUCCUCACCUGCUGCGCAAGGCCCCCCAAGACAGCAGCCUGACAGCCAUCUUGCACCAACACCAGUGUCGACCCCGGUCUUCUUCCACCACUGACACUGCUCUGCUGUUGGCAGAAAGCAGCAAUACCUAUUUCUUGGCUGAAGAGUCCGAGGGCCUUUCUGAUAAGGCAGAAAAGGGUGACCUCAUCACUCUUCCCGGGGGCCCCGGCCAUGGUGAGUCAGACGGCCCCAUCAGCCUGGAUGUCCCUGAAGGGACCCCAGAUCCCCACCGGACCAAGGCCGCCAUUGAACACCUGCACCAGAAGAUUCUCAAGAUCACCGAGCAGAUCAAGAUCGAGCAGGAGGCCCGGGAUGACAAUGUGGCCGAGUAUCUGAAGCUGGCCAACAAUGCAGACAAGCAGCAGGUGUCUCGCAUCAAGCAGGUGUUCGAGAAGAAGAACCAGAAGUCAGCCCAGACCAUCGCCCAGCUGCACAAGAAGCUCGAGCACUACCACCGGAGGCUGAAGGAGAUCGAGCAGAACGGACCCUCGCGGCAGCCCAAAGAUGUGCUCAGGGACAUGCAGCAGGGCCUGAAAGAUGUGGGCGCCAACAUGCGGGCGGGCAUCAGCGGCUUUGGGGGCGGCGUGGUGGAGGGCGUGAAGGGAAGCCUCUCGGGGCUCUCCCAGGUGACCCACACGGCCGUGGUGUCCAAGCCCCGGGAGUUCGCGAGCCUCAUCCGCAACAAGUUUGGCAGCGCGGACAACAUCGCCCACCUGAAGGACCCGCUCGAGGACGGGCACCCAGAGGAGGCAGCCAGGGCUUUGAGCGGCAGUGCGACCCUGGUGUCCAGUCCCAAGUACGGAAGUGACGAUGAGUGUUCCAGCGCCAGUGCCAGCUCAGCUGGAGCGGGCAGUAACUCCGGGGCUGGGGCUGGUGGGGGGCUGGGGAGCCCCAAGUCCAACACCCUGUACAGUCACCCCAACAACCUGGAUACUCUUCUGGAAGAGCUGCGGGAGAUCAAGGAGGGCCAGUCCCACAUGGAGGACUCCAUGGAGGACCUGAAAGCUCAGCUGCAGCGAGACUACACUUACAUGACCCAGUGCCUACAGGAGGAGCGCUAUAGGUAUGAGCGCCUAGAGGAGCAGUUGAACGACCUGACAGAGCUACACCAGAACGAGAUGACCAAUCUGAAGCAGGAGCUGGCCAGCAUGGAGGAAAAAGUGGCUUACCAGUCCUAUGAGAGGGCUCGAGACAUCCAGGAGGCUGUGGAGUCCUGCUUGACGAGGGUCACCAAGCUGGAGCUCCAGCAGCAGCAGCAGCAGGUGGUCCAGCUGGAGGGCGUUGAGAACGCCAACGCGCGGGCGCUGCUGGGCAAAUUCAUCAACGUGAUCCUGGCGCUGAUGGCCGUGCUGCUGGUGUUCGUCUCCACCAUCGCCAACUUCAUCACGCCUCUCAUGAAGACGCGUCUCCGUAUCGCCAGCACUGCCCUCCUCGUCCUCGUCCUCUUCCUCCUCUGGAAACACUGGGACUCCCUCAGCUACCUGCUAGAGCACGUCCUACUGCCCAGUUGAAUCACCAGCCGGAGCACUUCCCCAACUCCCAGGCAGCUUCUGUUCUAGUGGGGAGACCUGGCCCCCCUGGACUUUUUCGUGUGUUUGGUUCAGGCUCUCCCCCCAGAUUCCUGCACUCUGUUUUCCUUCCUUUUCCUUGUGUUUCAUUCAUAUCUGAUGAUGUUUCCUCCCUCCCAAGGGAAAACGGGUAGUUCGGAAGCUGACCGCUUCCCUCCCUCAGCACAGAUAUGGGAACCAUAACAGAGUGGAGAAGAAAACCAGGGGUUAUAUUUAUUUGAUUACUUAAAAGACAUUCGAGGUCUUCCUGCUGACCUACAGAUGGCCCUUUGGGGCUCAAGAGUCAUGGAAAGAGGGAGGAAGGAGAGGUCUCUGCUCUGAGCCCCUUGGGAGAGAAUUCACCCUGCAGACCUCUCUCCAGUUUGAGCUCAGGACAGAGAUGGACAAGCAGACCAAAUGGGAGAGAGGAAGAAGUUCACAGACCCCUGAGGUCUAGGAGAGGCCAUUGGAGGAGAGAGGUCUUUGAAGGGCCAGAAAGUGGUCCCUGGGGCCCCAGAUGUGUGCAGGGCAAAAGGGGACUGAGAGGAGCUGGUUCCCAAGCCUGGCUCAGCCCUGUCUGCUGCAGAGCUGAACCCUGUGAUGCACAGGAUACGGACCGCACUUGGGAAUUGUGUGUGGUUGGGUUUUGUUUGUUUGUUUUUUGUUUGUCCUUUUCAUGCUGUCAUCAACAUUUUCAGAAAAAUACAGCAUUCCCAUCCACUUACCCGGGGGCCCCAACCCUCAGAUCUGGGGUUCCUGCAAGUAUUGUCGAUUUAUUUAUUUAUUUAUUUAUGGCUGAAUUUCCUCUUUCCAUCCUGAAUUCCAGGGACUCCUCCCCCAAGUAUCUUUUCCUCCUCUUCUUUCCCUGGAACCGGGGUCUUACCCUGGGAAUUUCCAUCUGGGUAGCAGUAGCACUUUCAUACAAUUUGCCUUCUGGAUCACUGAGUCCAAAUUGGGAGCAAAGUUACCAACACCUACCCCCUUUCUUCUGUGGGAGCAGCUCCCUAGAUGGGGCAGAAAGAGUCACGUCUCGGCCUCCAUUUUUUAUGUCUAUUUAUUAUUUGUAUAUGUGUGUAUGCGUGUGUGUGUACUUUUUUUUAAAUCACCGGAGUGUUGUGUAUGGUUGCUGUUCACAGUUCAUGCCUUCCCAUUGGCGCUUCCAGGAGAAAAGGGGGUUCCUGGGAGAAUGAGCAAUAGAAUCUCCCAGUGUCGGGUGAACCCUGUCCACUUGGAACUUAACUGGGGAUUUCAAGAGAAAUAAAGAACCUCCCUGAAUUCUCAAACCCA
Antechinus flavipes (yellow-footed antechinus) is the source of this 5316-nucleotide messenger RNA. RefSeq names its product transmembrane and coiled-coil domain family 2 (gene TMCC2). Lineage: Eukaryota; Metazoa; Chordata; Mammalia; Dasyuromorphia; Dasyuridae. The record is from RefSeq and is a predicted model, not a curated record. Gene Ontology annotation, biological process: amyloid precursor protein metabolic process. Bases 1843 to 3993 code for a protein of 716 amino acids. Gene Ontology annotation, cellular component: endomembrane system. The transcript has 5 exons.